Poecilia latipinna (sailfin molly) is the source of this 428-nucleotide messenger RNA. Its product is annotated as interferon alpha-inducible protein 27-like protein 2A. Gene Ontology annotation, biological process: intrinsic apoptotic signaling pathway; release of cytochrome c from mitochondria. Bases 97 to 387 code for a protein of 96 amino acids. Gene Ontology annotation, cellular component: mitochondrial membrane. The record is from RefSeq and is a predicted model, not a curated record. The transcript is spliced from 4 exons. NCBI's taxonomy places the organism in Eukaryota, Metazoa, Chordata, Actinopteri, Cyprinodontiformes, Poeciliidae.
AAUAAGGGCGAGAAUCUUUAAACUCCAAGAGCUUUUUAAACGUCCUAUUUACUGCCCCUACCUAACUUUGGACUUUCAUUUGAGUCGUAACAAGCCAUGGGUCUGCUUACAGUUGCUGCAUGUUCUGUGGUCGGCGCUGGUGGGGCUGCGCUGGCUGCGCCUGUGGUUCUGGGGGCCGUGGGCUUCACGUCUAUCGGUAUCGCUGCGGGUUCCUACGCAGCCGGUAUGAUGUCCUCAGUUGCCAUCGCUAACGGAGGAGGGGUUGCAGCUGGAAGCCUGGUGGCUAUUCUACAGUCAGCCGGGAUGGCUGGUCUAGGUACAGCUGCAACUGCCGGUGUGGCAGGUGCCGGGGGAGCUGUUGGAGGACUCCUCGCCCUUAUUAUUUAAGACAGACACCAUUCUACGGAAGCGCAUUGCUAUCAUGCAGG